Molecule: messenger RNA, 2504 nt
Organism: Sinocyclocheilus rhinocerous
Lineage: Eukaryota; Metazoa; Chordata; Actinopteri; Cypriniformes; Cyprinidae
Gene: angel1
Product: angel homolog 1 (Drosophila)
Exons: 9
Coding region: 1-2190 (729 amino acids)
Molecular function (GO): 3'-5'-RNA exonuclease activity
Source: RefSeq, a predicted model, not a curated record
AUGUCCAAACUGUGGUGCAAGGCGCCGUUUGUGUACGUUAAUGGCAAAGAGGUUUGGGAUGGUGGCGGUGCUCUUUCUGGACCGCAGCAGACGGGCCUGUUACUGCAGUGGAACAGCACGAUAAAAACAUCCACCGGUCCUGAUCCAAACCACACGGACACUGAGAGUCCUCGCGGAGUGCUGGUAGAUCUACUAGACGUCUGUGAGCUGAAAAAGACACCAGAAGAGUUGAACAAGGAGGAAAUGCAUGAAGACGUGCACAAACCACUGCGUUACGUCAAUCAGAUGGAAGCUCCUGCAGCAUCUGUGUGUGAUGGAAACGUUGGUGUGAGAGCGUGUCGGCGGUCAGAGAGGACAAACAGUGACGUAAACCUCUCAGAAUCAGCGCUCAGGUGUCUAGAAGAAACAAAUGAUGGAGAUCCUGUGAUGACUGAGUCUGAGUUUCCCAAUAUUGAAUAUCAGAUUCACUCAGACAUUGAUAACAUGCUCUCUGCAUUCAACCAGCUUGAUGCACAUGCAGAAACAGACCGUGAGGUGGAUUCAUCCGUGUCAAAUAGACUCACUCAUCCCAGUGCUGACAUCUUCCUGGGGUUUGAUUCUGACGCUGGGAGUGAAGCCCUUGGCAGCCCAGUGUUUGAUUUGGCGGCUUUGCUUGCAGACUCUCAGCAGGUUCAGACACCAGCGGAGCCCAUCGGCUGGCAUUUUCCCGUAGGCCUUGGGCUGUCACAGAUGUGUUAUUGCCCUUAUGUGCAGUUUCCUGACGUCAGCUAUUAUCCUGCGCUUCAGGAUAGUGACAGCAUUGAAGGUGGGAACCCCAGAUUUAACCCCAGACAAAAGUUUGGACUUUUUAAUGGUUACACCUGCAUCUACAAACGCCGCACUGGGACCAAAACGGACGGCUGUGCAGUGUGUUAUCACAGCGACCGCUUUACCCAGCUUUCCAUCAAUCUGCUGGAGUUUCGCCAAUCGGACUGCGAGCUGCUAGAUCGUGACAACGUGGGCAUUGUGCUGCUCCUCCAGCCGAUGGCAGGGCAGAAUGAAGUGUUCAGCCCCAUAUGUGUGGCCAACACACACCUGCUGUUCAACCCCAGGAGAGGAGAUGUGAAGCUCGCCCAGCUGGCCAUCGUGUUUGCUGAAAUUGACAUCAUGAUCAAAAAAUGCAGGAGUGAAGGAAGACGCUGUUACACCUGCAUCUACAAACGCCGCACUGGGACCAAAACGGACGGCUGUGCAGUGUGUUAUCACAGCGACCGCUUUACCCAGCUUUCCAUCAAUCUGCUGGAGUUUCGCCAAUCGGACUGUGAGCUGCUAGAUCGUGACAACGUGGGCAUUGUGCUGCUCCUCCAGCCGAUGGCAGGGCAGAAUGAAGUGUUCAGCCCCAUAUGUGUGGCCAACACACACCUGCUGUUCAACCCCAGGAGAGGAGAUGUGAAGCUCGCCCAGCUGGCCAUCGUGUUUGCUGAAAUUGACAUCAUGAUCAAAAAAUGCAGGAGUGAAGGAAGACGCUGUGAGGUGGUUUUAUGUGGGGACUUUAACGCUUUACCCAACAGCCCUCUGUGGAAUUUCAUCACCACCGGACAGCUUUACUACCACGGGUUACCUGCUUGGAUGGUUUCAGGUCAGCUGGAUUUGUCGUAUAAAGUCCAUCACACAAGGCUUUUCUCCCCGUUGUGGCCCAGCAGCCUCGGCAUCACUGACGGCUGUCAGUACUGGUCUGAUGCACAGACCACAGCUUCAGUAGACAAUCGUCAGUACAGCGCUGAGUUUCUGUGUCAGCUGCGAUACUGUCCGGCGGCGUGUGUGCGGCCCGCUGAUCUGGAGCUCAUACCAGGAGUCACUGAUAAAACACCAGACCCAGAAGACAUGGACAUGUUUAGUUCAAGGUUUGGACACACGUUGCAUCACGCGCUGAGCCUGAGGUCAGCUUACAGUCCUGUCCAGCCCGACACGCAGACGGCUGUGGUCAGCUCUCUGAACUCCGAGGGAGGAGCGAUGCUCGACUACAUCUUCUUCUCCAGCCGCAGGACCGGCUCCGCUGCAGCUGAAGAGAGCGCUGCUGGGUUGAAGCUGCUGGGUCGUUUGUCUCUGCUGUCUGCGGCUGAUCUCUGGUCUCUGCGAGGACUUCCUAACGAAGCGUUCCCGUCUGAUCAUCUCAGUCUGAUCGUCAAGCUUCAGCUUCCUCCCGUCUGACCCGAACAUUUGACAAAUGUAAGGAUUGCUUGUCUUUAUCAUUCAUUUUCAUUGCCUUACAAUUGGAUUGUGAAAGAAAAAAAAAACAAUUUUUGGUCAGGUGAAUAUUUAGUUUUCUGUUCAGUAACAGAGCGAGUGUUUGCACGUGUGAAAUAUUCUCCAGCGUGAUGUUUGAUGUGAGGAAAUACGAUGCACCGUUUAUGAUUGACAUGUUCAAGAUAAUGUAAUCAGAAUGCACUUACAUGCAUUUAUUAGUUUUCAGUUUGUUUCUUUUGGUUUUGAAUUUAUAUUUUGAACGGAGCUAAAUAAAUAAC